UUCUCACCACGCGCGAUGCUUACCCACCCGCGCGUACCCACGCCUGUUGCCUCUGGCGUCCUCCACGUCCGCGAUCUCUCCUUCCUCCGCCCCCGCAAGGGCGACGGCGAGGCGGAUGGGAUGACCGAGGAACAGGAGGAGGAGAAGUACUUCGAGUGGCGGAGCUCCCUGGUCGAGAAGCUCGAAGGCAUCGAGCUCAACCUGGAGGGAGUCAAGUUCAGGAUGACAGUCGAGAUCCCGCCGUCCGAUGACUUCAAGGUGAUGAAGAAGUCGUGGGAGGAUUUCUACUCCUCCGAGCUACUCAAUAGCAGGAACCCGGUGAGGAAGAUAGCGAAAAGGCCGGACACAAUUGUUGUCUGUGGUGUGCAGUCCAGGUGGUUUGCGGAUACAAGAGUAUCAUCCAAGCCAUCUACACUGGUCACGCACACAAUUUUCUCAGCACCAGAUCAUAGGUUUUUACAUUGGACUUUUGGAAGAGUGGACAGAAAGCAGGGUCUCCCUUCAGGUGUUGAUUUUAGUAAUAUUUACAUUCUGAGUUCGGGCCCAUCCUAAGCUUUGAUCAAGUGGUUCAGGAGGCGGAGAAGCGUUGGUUCAGCUGCCCAGCUUGCCCGCGAACAUGGUCGAGAUGGCCAAGAGCGUUGGGAUUCAGAAGUUGCUGCUGCUCAGAUACCUGGAACUGCAGGUGUCAGCCUGGCCCCUAGGUCCUGCCAUUAGGCCCUGCACGCUUCUCCGGAACAGGAUGCUGAUUGAUCCUGACAGAGGUAGGUUCAGCUAUUUGUUUUCACCAGUAUUGUGCAUUGAUAUUGAUGAUUGUUUGUCUGUAUGGUUUUGUUCAUGUGUCCCGUGGGAUAUGUCAGAUAGUUAUCUGUUAUCGAUACGUGUUGUGCGAUAUUUGCACAGGUUCAUAAGAGGAGUUUUGGUCAGAGUUCGAGUUGUAUGCAGCGGAUAUGUUGGUAGGAGUAGUUACUAAUGUAGCUUUAGUUGGCAUGUUGGCACCAUACGUUCGAUUCAGUGGUGGAUCUGGAUCAGAAGGUCUCCUUGGCCGUGUAAGGAUUAUACAUGGUGCAUCUAUUAUUGGAUCUUGGGUAAAAAUUUUCUUUAAUCAUGGUUGCUUGCAGUUUAAAUGUGAUCGCUUUAUCGAAUUACAGAAGCUUAAGAUAUUAUUUCAUUCUCAAAUAGACCACCUUGUCAUCAGCUUUAUCGGAUUACAGAAGCACGAGGGUUUGUUAUUUUCCUUCAUGUAAUAUUUCUUUAUUUUUCUUUGCAUAUGCUCUGGUACCCAAAAGUGUAAUUGCGGACUGUUAACACAUCAUUGCCACUAAAGGAUUCAUUUUCAA
Panicum virgatum (switchgrass) is the source of this 1337-nucleotide messenger RNA. RefSeq lists its product as uncharacterized. The record is from RefSeq and is a predicted model, not a curated record. The transcript is spliced from 6 exons. Lineage: Eukaryota; Viridiplantae; Streptophyta; Magnoliopsida; Poales; Poaceae. The coding region runs from base 16 to 552 and encodes 178 amino acids.